ACAUCUAGAUCCAGUACAUAAAAUCCGAUGUUAACGAACAUUCCAUUCGGGGGCAACACUGUCACAGGGAAAAUCACUUCCUGUUAGUUGGUGUUCUAUUGACAUUCAAAAUUGGAAGAUGUCAACCACUUUUUCAGAAGUGUGUCUACUAAUUCACCCACCACAAGCAACUGACAAGUCAAGGGCACUGUGACAUGGGUUAACCUAAAACACCUUCCUUAUUGUCCAAUUAAGUGGCAACGAAGAUUGAAUUUCUCACACAUCUGCCGGUAAUGACAGCUAUACUGACCGCGGUACACAGUUCCCUACAAAGAAUGGGCAGGAACGACCUUGGAGACUCACAAAGUGUCAUUUUACACAGCAAGACAACAAACGAAUCUCACAAUGGGAUUCCAACGACACCGAGUCAUUUGACAAGCACGUCUGCCACUGCUAAACUCAGCAGCCCCCUGGCACUCAAAGAAAAUAAAAGGAAGAUGAAAUUGCACACUCGUCCACUUCAACAAACCUCAUUCACCUCGGCUCUGUAAAGGCUGCAGUUGUGUGACAGCAGGAAGGAAGGAAGCCGAACGUGAUGUGUGUUUCCACUGUUGCCUUGACUGUCUCUUCAUAAGAAUCUGUCUCUCUCAGGGUGACCACUCAUAAGCACAACGCUGCACCGAGGUAAGACCCUCGUCUUCAUCUGACUGUUUCACUUUCUGGGGGAGAUGCUGUUUUAGGAGGACACGGUUCACGCAGCUGGUAACUGUUCUUCAUGAGCGAAGUGUACAUCAGUCAUCGGACUUUGAGAAGAGGAUCCCUGCAACUAUAGGUCAAAGUUUACGCUCCCUGUCUGUCACUCUUUAGAUGGGUGCAACACUAUGGAGGGGCUAGAGAGCAGCGCGUAAGAGGUGGGACGGGUCACCGGAGCGGAAACAUUGAGGACCAAUCCAUAUUGAGGUCUGUGAUGCGAAGCGGAGAGAGCUUCUGUGAAUAUCGUGACGGAAGAGGGGAUGUCUUUGACUGUGCAGCGAAAUGAACAUGACCUUCAUUCUGCCCUCAAUCUGGUAACAAGUGAAGACUUUGUCCAGCUUGCAGAAGCAUCCGGUACCCAAUAGAAAGAAACAGAAGGUGGAAGAAAGGGAGGAGAGAGAAAAGGAGAGACUAGAGAGGUAGAGUGGGGAAGAGAGAAGAAGAAAAAGAAGAAGAGUGCAGAGUGGAAGUGAGAGAGAGAAAGAGACCCAUUUUUCGAGAUGGAUCUGAGUCUGCUCAAGGCUCUGGAACGAGAGAAGGUUCUAGAGGUUCUUCAGAGGGACAAACUUCUGCGCAGCACGGAGGAGGACAGGAUCAGGAGGCUGAAGAUGGAACUACAGGACAUCCGGAGGAAAGGUGCAAAGAGUUUUGCCCGGCAAUACAGCGAGAGGACGUGCGCCCGUUGUCAGAGGCCACUGGGCAAGUUCUGGAACUCGGGCGCUGUGUGCCGAGGCUGCAGUCACCGCAUCUGCAACAAGUGCCGCGUGGGCGUGUCCGCGCUGGACUGGAAGUGCACCGUCUGCCACGCCUACAGAGAGGUGAAGUUCAGGUCUGGGGAGUGGUUUGUGGAAGAGAGGGCCAAGAAAUUUCCACCUGAUGCAGAUAUGCAUGAGACUAUUGGGGAGAAACUACUUAAGUCCUACGAGAGGUUGAGUCAUAUAGCAGUCGUGCCGCCAACCCCUCCACCCUAUUACGAUGGUCUAUCCGUUAGCAGAUCAGGGGGACUGAAUAACUCCAUGAAAAAACCCUUCACCAAGUCUAUGGAGGAUCUGAUGGUUUCCCUCACCAGCCACAUGAGAAGGUUCUCCAGAUCACAGGAGGAUGUGCGAGUGGAACAGGAUUUGCUUACAGUGUACAACAGCCGGGGACAGAGUGCUGGCCAGAAAAGCCUCUCUGACACGAACAUCAACAAAUCCACCAAUCUAACCAAAGGCCCCAGUCUUCCCAACCUGUUCAGGAAGAGCCGGAAUGAUGACCAAAGCGGUUCCUCAUCGGGGGCUGAUGAGGACAUUUCCCUCGGCUCAGAGUACUUAGAGGGAAAGAGGGGUAGUAGUGCUAGUAGCACUGGUACAGACUGGGAUCUCUUGGAGAUCGGCAGUGUGAUGGGAGAGCUAGAGCUCGCCAUUGCCUUCAACGACAGCACUUCCUGUCUGGAGAUCACAAUCAACGGCUGCAGAAACUUGGCCCACGGAGAUGUCAAGAGGAAGAAGUGUCAUCCGUAUGUAAAAGUUUAUCUACUGCCGGAGAAGUCUCCGAGCAGCAAACUGAAGACGACUGUCAUGAGGAACACGACGGAUCCCAUUUAUAAUGAAGUUUUACAGUGCCAGAUGGAGCGCCCCCUGUUGUCCAGGAGUACUCUGCAGGUGUCUGUGUGGCACUCUGGGACUCUGAAGAAGGUGUUUCUGGGAGAGGUUCUCAUCCCUCUGGAGGGGUGGAUGUUUGAGGAGAGCACCACCCAGGGCUCCAGCUGGUACCCCCUGUGUCCCAAGCCCGAGAGCCCAGAAAGGAGUAGAGUAGAGCAGGAUACAGCAGGAGAACUCCUGGUCAGAGUGAAGUUCAGCUCCAUGUCCCAGCCGUCCUGGGUUUGCCACACGGAUGAGGUUCACAUUGGACCACAUGACGUUGGCCAACUGACUGUUCUCGUCACUGGUGUCAAAAACCUACCCACUAAAGCAACCACCUGUCAGAACACCUAUGUUAAAGGGUGCUUGACUCUCCCCGGUGCCAGGGAGCUGGUCCAGAGGACCCCUGUCCUGAAGAAGAAGCCCAGUCCAGAGUGGUCUUACCAGCUGCUCUUCAGCAGGGUCACACCUUACGACCUCCAGAUCUGCACUCUGGAGCUGGACCUCUGGAACCAUAUCCCCUUCACCUUCUCAGACCGUCUCCUGGGCUGGGUUAGAAUGGAAGCUGGGUCAUCAUGGCAACUGGUGCUGCAGAGGCCCAACAUGUGGCAUGACUUCAGUUUACCCAUGCAAGCCAAUGUCAACAGCAGGAGAACAUGAUGUCAACAGAAAAGCCUGUCGCCCCAUAUGAACAGUCUCAGUACUUUAACGCUACCUUUAACUCCAUUUGCACUGACUACCAGGCCUUCGCUUUGUGAAAGUCCCUCCCGUUAGAUAUUUAUGUACCAUUUUGAUGACGUAUGUAUUAAAGGGGUGUUCCACUCAAAAUGAAACCUAUUGUUAUUAUAUUUCUAUGUUUAUUGUAUUUGAUUGGAAUAUGCCUUGUGCUUUAAGCAUGCUCACCUCAUUUCUGUAAUGCGUCAUUGUGAGGUGACUGUACUUCCCUUAUCUUCUUGUCCUUUCUGUUUAUGAGUUUGUGAUAAUAAAAAGGAACAUUUGCCUCAAAAAAAAAUCAGAAAGUGACAUCACAGUACGACG
Messenger RNA from Salvelinus fontinalis (brook trout), 3392 nucleotides. RefSeq names its product synaptotagmin-like protein 3. Gene Ontology annotation, cellular component: plasma membrane; exocytic vesicle. Bases 1233 to 3014 code for a protein of 593 amino acids. Gene Ontology annotation, molecular function: neurexin family protein binding; small GTPase binding. The record is from RefSeq and is a predicted model, not a curated record. Gene Ontology annotation, biological process: exocytosis; intracellular protein transport. Lineage: Eukaryota; Metazoa; Chordata; Actinopteri; Salmoniformes; Salmonidae. The transcript has 16 exons.